Molecule: messenger RNA, 2195 nt
Organism: Odontomachus brunneus
Lineage: Eukaryota; Metazoa; Arthropoda; Insecta; Hymenoptera; Formicidae
Exons: 2
Coding region: 1641-2069 (142 amino acids)
Source: RefSeq, a predicted model, not a curated record
UUUCUUAGAGUACAACAUCUUAAAAAUAUUUCCUGAAAAUUGCAAGUCAUUUCGAGCAAGAUUUACAAAGUUAUAGGCGUCUAAACUACCUGCGGUCGGAGCGCUGAAGCGCCCUGAGCAAGUAGACAAGGCAGGGAUGUAUAAUUCCUUUUUUUGUGAGAUCUCUUGUACUCUGUGAAGGUAAAAGGUUAUAUGGAGGCUCCAUCUCUGCGUGCAUUAGUAAAAUAUAACAAUAUCCACGAGGCUAACAUACCUAAAAUUUAGAGGUUAGAAGUUGUUUUCGUUGUACACCAGAGGAGUUUUGCUCAGUGUCGCAGUUAUAUUAACCGUCAUGGGACGUACGAAAGGUUCAAGAUACUUGAGAGUAACUAACAACAUUAGAUUAUCCAGAAAUAAGAAGCGAAAGCAGCCUAAAAGUAAAAAUGAAUUGGAGACUGACGAAGAUACUUAUAGUACAUCUGCAAAGAAAUUGAAAAUAAAGAAGGAUAUUGUGGUGCCGCAAGAUAAUAAUAUUGAAUACAGGAUUCUAAAUUUUGUAACAGUAUUUACUGCAAUUUCGAAUUAUGUAAAAUGCAAAGAGUGUAAUGGAGAUGUGAAGUUUGUAACAGCGAGCACGCGAGGUUUCGGAUUCCGAUUAGUGAUAGAAUGCAAUACGUGCGAAUCUAAAUUAAUUCCUUCCUGUCCUUACAUCGGAACAACAUACGAAAUUAACAUAAGAUUUAUAUUUACAAUGAAAGUUCUCGGCCUUGGGCUUGAAGGUUGUCAAAAAUUCUGCGGCCUAAUGGAUAUGCCAGUUUUUUUCUUACAGCACAUACGAUCGUAAAAUAAAUUCAUUUCUUUGCCGAAAGUGUUUGCAAAAUAAUUCUGAAAAUUGCUGUAGAAGAAGAAAGACAAGAGACAUGCAAAGCUAAAGACAUCGAAGAAACAUCAGAAUUAAUAAUUUCCGGAGACGGAACAUGGAAAAAACGAGGUUUUAUCUCUCUCUACGGUGUUUCAUCAGUUAUUGGAUACAGCGGGAAGGUUCUCGAUGUUCUUGUUAAAAGCUCUUAUUGCAAACUAUGUAAAUUCUGGAGUAAUAAGGAAGGUACUUGUGAAGUCGAUAAUUGGCAGAAGUCACAUGAAUCUGAAUGUUCAGUAAAUCAUGAAGGAUCGGCGGGAAGAAUGGAAGUUGACGCAAUCACGGAAAUGUUUAAACGUUCCGUAUAAAACUACAACGUGAAAUAUAUUAAUUACUUUGGUGAUGGAGAUUCGAAAACUUAUACGGGUAUUGUAAAUGCAGCACCUUACGACGAUGACACCGAUAUUAUUAAAAAAGAAUGCAUCGGCCAUAUACAAAAAAGAAUGGGAACUCGAUUACGACAAUGCAAAAGAAAGAUAAAGGGACUUGGCGGCAAAGGAAAACUUACAGCGAAAAUGAUCGAUAAGUUUAUUACGGACUGGCUAUUCGUCGACACUGUGAUUCUGUUGAAGAAAUGAGAAAAGCAAUUUGGGCAACGUAUGAUCACUAUAGUUCGACCGAUGAAAAUCUUACACAUAAUAAAUGCCCAUCUGGAGUGGAGUCAUGGUGUAGCUGGUAGCGUGCUUCUGCGAACGGCGAGCUUGCUUCUUUCAAGCACGACUACAACGCUUUUCCUGCAGAUAUGUUAGCUGCGAUAAAACCUAUCUAUGAGAGUCUCAGCAGUGAUACUUUAUUGGAAAGAUGUGUCGGUGGAUUUAAUCAAAAUAAUAAUGAGAGUUUCAAUCAACUCAUUUGGAAAAUAAGUCCAAAAAUUUAUCACAGCGGAUCACUCGUCGUAGAAUUAGCAGCCUACAUUGUGACUUGCAUCUUUAAUGAAGGCACUUCUUCAUUAUUAAAGAUCCUUCAAGGUAUGGGAGUUAGUUGUGGGCCAAACGCUCAUUUGUAUGCUGCGAAAAAGGACGAAGAGCGGAUAAUGGAAAGUAACAUCCGCGCACAACAAAGCACGCGCGAGGCAAGACAGCAUCGUAGGCAGAUGCAGAUCGAAAAUUUGGAAGCAGCAACUGAUGCAGAGGGAUCACUAUAUGGGUCAGGAAUUGAUGAUUCCAUAUAAUCCUGCUUGGAGCUAGAGUGGUCACCGCAAAAAAAGAACGUUCGCAGCAUAGCUUAUAUCACACUUAUUUUUCAUUAUUUCUUAAUAAAAAAAAUACUGUAAAGACUUGAAAAUAUAUAUUUUGCA